AUGAAAUUUAUCUUUUAUUUGGGUGUCCUUGCUGGGACAGUUUUCUCUACUCACGCAUCUGUGCAGAAAGAUGACCAUGCUCCCUACUUGGUAUACCUCAAGUCGCACUUCAACCCCUGUGUGGGUGUCCUCAUCAAAAACAACUGGGUGCUGGCCCCAGCUCACUGCUACUUACCAAACCUGAAAGUGAUGCUGGGAAAUUUCAGGAUCAGAGUCAGAGAUGGCACAGAGCAGACAAUUAACCCCAUUCAGAUUAUCCGCUACUGGAACUACAGCCAUAGCGCUCCCCAGGAUGACCUCAUGCUCAUUAAGCUGGCUAAGCCUGCCAACUUCAACAACAAAGUCCAGCCACUUUCCCUCGCCACCAGCAAUGUCCGGCCAGGCACUGUCUGUCUGCUCUCAGGUUUGGAUUGGAGCCAAGAUAACAAUGGCAGGCAUCCUGAUUUAAGGCAGAACUUGGAGGCUCCUGUGAUGUCUGAUAAAGAGUGCCAGAAAACUGAACAAGGAAAAAGCCACAGGAACUCCUUAUGUGUGAAAUUUGUGAAAGAGUUCAGCCGAGUUUUUGGGGAGGUGGCCGUCGCUACUGUCAUCUGCAAAAACAAGCUCCAGGGAAUCGAGGUCGGUCACUUCAUGGGAGGGGAUGUCGGAAUCUACACCAAUGUUCACAAAUAUACCUCCUGGAUCGAGAACAUCACUAAGGAUAAAUGACACCCUUCUAUGCUCUCUGUAUCCCACUGGCUCUAGUCAUUGACUAUACAGGCCAC
Messenger RNA from Lynx canadensis (Canada lynx), 764 nucleotides. RefSeq names its product serine protease 37 (gene PRSS37). Gene Ontology annotation, cellular component: acrosomal vesicle. The record is from RefSeq and is a predicted model, not a curated record. Gene Ontology annotation, molecular function: serine-type endopeptidase activity. The transcript is spliced from 5 exons. The coding region runs from base 1 to 708 and encodes 235 amino acids. NCBI's taxonomy places the organism in Eukaryota, Metazoa, Chordata, Mammalia, Carnivora, Felidae. Gene Ontology annotation, biological process: proteolysis; positive regulation of acrosome reaction.